UUGAAAACGAAACAAACAAACUUAACUUAACUCAACUCAACAGCUAGACAAAAUGAGAUAUUUAAGAAAAUUUCCUUUGUCCAAGACAAGAACAUAUUGUACAGAAAAGCAAUUUGCUAAACCUUAUCAAGAUAUACCAGGACCUAGAGGACCUUUAGGCUUAGGAAACAUCUACAAAUAUCUGCCGGUGGUGGGACAAUAUUCAUGGCAGGCAUUGCAUAAAGCCGGUGCCGAUAAAUACGAAAAAUAUGGCCCAAUUGUUAAAGAAACCAUGGUGCCGGGUGAGGACAUAGUGUGGUUGUAUGAUCCAAAAGAUGUGGCCACUUUGCUAAAUGAAAAAGAUUAUCCCUUGAGGAGAAGUCAUUUGGCUUUGGAAAAAUAUCGUAAAGAUCGGCCUCAUGUGUAUAGAUCAGCCGGCUUAUUGCCAACUAAUGGCCCAGAAUGGUGGCGUUUACGCUCGGAAUUACAAAAAGAAAUCAGUGUUCCCAAAAGUGUGCGUAGCUUUCUGCUAGAAGUAGAUGAAGUUACAAAAGAAUUCUUAGAAUUUGUGCCAAAAAAUCAAACUAUUGAUAUUUUACCCAAAUUGACGAGAUUAAAUUUAGAAUUAACAAGCUUAAUAACGUUUGGUGAACGUUUAAACUCUUUCUCUGAGUUGGAACAAAUGUGUAACUCUAGAUCCAGCAAACUCAUGCAGUCAGCUGAAACUACCAAUAGCAACAUUUUACCCACAGAUCAGGGUUUACGUUUGUGGCGUUACUUUGAAACUACGGCCUAUGCAAAAGUACGCAAAUCUCAGGAAUAUAUGGAAAGUGUUGCGGUGGAUUUAGUUUCUCAAAAGCUGGCUUUCUUCAAAGACACCUCAAUGGAUGCUACUGAAAAUCCCAGCUCCCUAAGUAGAACUUGUUUGAUAGAAGAAUAUUUAAAAAAUCCCAAUUUGGAUUUGUGUGAUGUGGUGGGUACAGCAGCCGAUUUAUUAUUGGCUGGUAUUGACACCACCUCCUAUACGACAGCCUUUGCUUUAUACCACAUUGCAAGACAUCCUUUGGCGCAACAAAGACUUUAUGAGGAGUCUUUAAAGAUAAUGAAAGAGCCAGAUGCUCCUAUAUUAAGCGAUAGUCUUAAUACGGGUAUACCGUUUACCAGGGCGGUGUUAAAGGAAGUGUUUCGUUUGAAUCCCAUAUCGGUAGGUGUGGGUCGUAUUUUAACCAGAGACUUAAUCUUGGGAGGUUAUCAUGUGCCUAAAGAGACUGUGGUGGUUACCCAAAAUAUGGUGGCUUGUCGUUUAGAGAGAAAUUUUAAGAAUGCUUUGGCUUUCCAGCCAGAGAGAUGGUUGAAUAAAGCCCGUAACUCUGUUAAUCCUUAUUUGGUUUUACCCUUUGGACAUGGCAUGCGUGCCUGUAUAGCACGACGACUGGCUGAGCAAAAUAUUUUAGUGUUAUUGUUAAGGUUUAUACGCAACUAUGAAAUAUCCUGGCAAGGUGAAGCUGAUGAUCUAGAUGUUGUUACAUUGUUGAUUAACAAACCAAGUGAACCCGUCAGCAUCAAAUUGAAACAGCGGAUGUAGCAUUUGAAUACAAACAUAUUUGAAAUUCAAAUUUCCAGCUUGAAUUUAAUUUGCAUUUUAAAGUAAACUAUUUGAUUCUUUUUGUUUAAAUGUUUUAUUUUUCUUUAUAUGAAUUUGUUGUUUUGUUUUGUAUUAUUGUUGGUUUACUAAAUGUUACGGAAUCUUAAAUAAUUGUUUGUAAAGUUAUUUUUUUAUUUCGGUUGUUAAAUUUAAAUUAAAAUAAGCUAUAAAAAAUUAUACAAAACUGAAAGAAAUUCAAAUUAUUUUAUAGAAGGCUUUUAUCAAGUGUUUAAUGUUUUAUUAUUUUUUUUUAUAAUUUUUUGUAUAUUUGAUGUUUUUGUUUAGUUAAAUAAAUAAUUGAUUAAUUGUAUUUACAUGUACGUACAAAAUAUAAAAGUAAAUGUUUUAAUUGAAAUGUU
Messenger RNA from Calliphora vicina (urban bluebottle blowfly), 1983 nucleotides. RefSeq names its product cytochrome P450 302a1, mitochondrial (gene dib). NCBI's taxonomy places the organism in Eukaryota, Metazoa, Arthropoda, Insecta, Diptera, Calliphoridae. Gene Ontology annotation, molecular function: monooxygenase activity; iron ion binding; oxidoreductase activity, acting on paired donors, with incorporation or reduction of molecular oxygen. The record is from RefSeq and is a predicted model, not a curated record. The coding region runs from base 53 to 1564 and encodes 503 amino acids. The transcript has 5 exons.